Messenger RNA from Anolis sagrei ordinatus, 9073 nucleotides. It is a transcript of the gene RAPH1, whose product is annotated as Ras association (RalGDS/AF-6) and pleckstrin homology domains 1. Gene Ontology annotation, cellular component: plasma membrane; cytosol. NCBI's taxonomy places the organism in Eukaryota, Metazoa, Chordata, Lepidosauria, Squamata, Anolidae. Gene Ontology annotation, biological process: signal transduction. The record is from RefSeq and is a predicted model, not a curated record.
GGAAGAGCCGAGUAGUGCGCGAGGAGCUUGGAGGGAGGGGCGCGAGGCCUGCCUGCCUGCCUGCUCGCGCGCCCGCCGGAAGUGAGCGCCGCCGCUGCCGCUGUGCCUUUUUCUGUGGCAGGGAAAAAAAGCCCGGCCGGCGGCUGACUGACUGAGUGACUGACUGAGGAGGAGAAGGAAGGGGAGUCUCCUCAGGAGGGCCUCCAACGAAACCGGGGCGCCGAGAGGAGAGAGAAAGAAAGAAAGAAGAGUAGGAGGAGCCGCCGCCACAAUGGAGCAGCUGUCUGAUGAAGAACUAGAUCAUGGUGCCGAAGAGGACAGUGAUAAAGAAGAUCAGGAUUUGGACAAGAUGUUUGGAGCUUGGUUGGGAGAAUUAGACAAACUCACACAGAGUUUGGAUACAGACAAACCCAUGGAACCUGUAAAAAGAUCCCCUCUUCGCCAGGAAACUAAUAUUGCAAACUUCUCCUAUCGCUUUUCUAUGUACAAUCUCAAUGAAGCCCUGAAUCAGGGAGAGGCCGUGGAUCUUGAUGCUCUGAUGGCCGAUCUUUGUUCCAUAGAACAGGAACUCAGUAGCAUUGGAUCACAGUCUGCAAACAGUAUGUCAAUGAAACGCUUUGCGGCAGAUGGAAAAAUGGCUCAAAAACCACCUGGGGGUAGUCGGGUUGCUGCCAAACACAGCAGUAUGAAAGGAUUGUCAUCUUCAUCAUCUAGUAGGGUAACAAAGCCUUCACAUGCUAUCUUUUCUCUGGAUGAUAUUACUGCACAGCUAGAAAAAGCAUCUCUGAGUAUGGAUGAAGCUGCUCAGCAACCUGUAAUGGAAGACAGCAAACCUGUAGUUGCUACCCAACAUAGGAGAACAGCAUCGGCAGGUACUGUGAGUGAUGCUGAAGUCCGUUCUAUCAGUACUUCCUCCCGCUCUAGCAUCACGUCAGCAGCCUCCAGUAUGGACUCCUUAGACAUUGAUAAGGUGACAAGACCUCAGGAACUGGAUUUGACUCAACAAGGGCAACCAGUUAGUGAGGAGGAACAAGCUGCAAAGUUAAAGGCUGAAAAGAUCAGGGUUGCCUUAGAGAAGAUUAAAGAAGCACAAGUUAAGAAGCUUGUAAUACGAGUGCAUAUGUCUGAUGACAGCUCCAAGACAAUGAUGGUAGAUGAAAGGCAGACAGUACGGCAAGUGCUGGAUAACUUGAUGGACAAGUCUCAUUGCGGGUUUAGCUUAGACUGGUCUCUGGUGGAAACCAUCUCAGAAUUACAAAUGGAGCGAAUCUUCGAAGACCAUGAAAAUUUAGUUGAAAACCUCCUCAACUGGACAAGAGACAGCCAAAAUAAACUUAUGUUUGUUGAACGUAUAGAAAAAUAUGCACUUUUCAAAAAUCCUCAAAAUUAUCUUCUUGGGAAAAGGGAAACCUCUGAAAUGGCAGACAGGAACAAAGAAGUACUACUGGAGGAGUGUUUUUGUGGAAGCUCAGUAACAGUGCCAGAGAUUGAAGGGGUGUUGUGGCUGAAAGAUGAUGGCAAAAAGUCUUGGAAGAAACGUUACUUUCUUUUGCGAGCUUCCGGAAUCUAUUAUGUUCCAAAAGGGAAGGCAAAGGUUUCGCGAGAUCUUGUCUGUUUUCUUCAGCUAGACCAUGUCAAUGUUUACUACGGGCAAGACUAUCGCAACAAGUAUAAAGCCCCUACAGAUUACUGUCUAGUACUAAAGCAUCCUCAAAUUCAAAAAAAAUCCCAAUAUAUUAAAUAUUUAUGCUGUGAUGAUAUAAGAACCCUUCAUCAAUGGGUAAAUGGCAUCCGUAUUGCUAAGUAUGGAAAACAACUGUAUGUAAACUAUCAAGAAGCUCUGAAAAGGACAGAAUCAGCAUAUGAUUGGACAUCCCUAUCCAGCUCAAGUAUUAAGUCAGGGUCCAGCUCAUCCAGUUUGCCAGAAUCUCAAUCCAAUCAUUCUAAUCAAUCCGAUAGUGGACUUUCAGAUACCCAAAUCGGACAUGUCCGUUCGCAAAGCAUUGUUAGUUCAAUCUUUUCAGAGGCCUGGAAACGGGGUACUCAGCUGGAAGAGUCCAGUAAGAUAAGUGCUAGAAUGGACUCAAUGAACCGACCCUUUCCUCCGUUUGCCCCACCUUUGUCUCCACAGACUAAAACCGCUGCCCCAUUCACAGCCUCACAACCAUCGCCCCCCCCCCCCCCCCCCCCCCCCCCCCCCCCUCCUCCGCCCCCACCCCCUCUCCCCAGCCAGUCUUUGUCAUCCGGAGGUGGAUCGGCCACAGUGUUUGUGAAGUACAGCACUAUAACAAGGUUACAAAAUGCUGCUCAGCAUGGUGGUCUUCUCUUCAAGCCAUCCCUUAUGAUGCACCAAUCAACACCACUCCCACCACCAGGAAAACCACAGAACCUCUUACCCCCAAAUGGAGUGAUCCCUCCACCACCGCCCCCUCCACCACCUCCUACUCCAGGAUCAGCCAUGGCACAGCUCAUGAAGCCAGUGCCUUCUGCCCCUUCAGUACCACUGUUCACACCGCCCCCACCUCCUGCCCCUCCUCUGAAAAUCCACCAGGUUCAUCAGAGCAUUCCUCAGCCUACUGCUUCGCCGCCGCCUCCUCCCGCAAUUCCUGCGCCCCCACCUCCGCAGGCUCCCCCUAAACCUGCUAUGACUCUACCUACACAAAACAGCACAAAAGCGGCCUCUCCUGUGGUGACUCAUCCCACACCCACAGCUCCUCUUCCUUCAGCAGUAAAGAAGCAGCCAAGUUUCACAGCCCCCCCAGCUCCAUUAUCUCCUGUCCCUCUGGGCCCUACUCCACCACCCACUUUACCCAAGCAGCAGAACUACUCCAGCAAGCUUCCUCCUUCCCCACAAUCCCCUGUACCAUCAGUUGUGAAGCAAAUAGCCAGCCAGUUCCCCCCUCCUCCCUUGCCCGUCUCAGAGCCCCAACCUUUAAAACCAGCCCCUCUGAGUGUGCCACCGCCAUCUCCUCCAGCAGUGAAAGCCAAGCCCAAAUGGCAGCCCACCUCUGCCCCCUCUCCUGACUUUCCUCCUCCUCCUCCCGAAAGUAGUUUGGCAUUUCCACCUCCACCUUCUCCUUCUCCCCUGGUAGUCUCUCCCACGCCAGAUAAGACAGGGGGUUCUCCAGUUAAAAAAGCUGGGAAGUCAUCCAGUCCUGGCGGAAAGAAACCACCCCCCACCCCACAGCGCAACUCCAGCAUAAAGUCUAACAGCUCGGCAGAGUAUCACGAGUCUAAAAGACCUUCUGUGGACAGCCUGGUUAGCAAAUUUGCACAUCCACCAGAGCCUUCAGGGUCUCCCUCCAAGGAGUCUCCAAAUCCCCCUGCAGCUCCUCCAAAGCCAGGAAAGCUCACUCUGCCUAUAGCACUUCAGCAAGCAGGGAUUUCAGCAAAACCACCUGGAAAGGGUGCCGUAGAAGAGUUUCCAUCUCCUCCAUCGGAUUCAGACUUUCCUCCUCCGCCUCCUGAAAUAGAUCUUCCUCUACCGCCCGUAGAGAUUCCUGCGGUUUUUUCAGGCAAUACAUCUCCAAAAGUGGCUGUUGUCAAUCCCCAGCCUCAGCCCUGGUCUAAAUCCUCUGUGAAGAAAGCUCCCCCUCCCACCCGCCCCAAACGUAACGACAGCACCCGACUGACACAGGCAGAGAUGGCGGAAGCACAGGUGACCACGACUGCCCCACAAGUGCCCACCUCGCCCAAAUCCAGCCUUAGUGUUCAGCCAGGCUUCCUGGCUGACCUGAACAGGACACUGCAGCGCAAGUCCAUCACCCGCCACGGCUCCCUCUCCUCCGCCCGGAUAUCCAGAGCAGAGCCAAUGGCAACCAUGGAUGACAUGGCUUUGCCCCCGCCCCCACCUGAACUUCUAACAGACAAACAGAAGACCAGCAGUUUUGGAGGUAGUCAUAUAUCAGGCUAUGCAACUUUAAGGAGGGGCCCACCUCCAGCACCUCCAAAGAGAGAUCAAAACACUAAACUGUCGAGAGACUGGUGAUGGAGGGCGAGACGCACACUGGCUUCUGGGAGACGCUACAAGCGUUAGGUCUGACGUGCUUGCAUUGUGACUCCUUGUCUGAUAUCCAUAAUCACAAGAAAAAAAGUGCUGUUAACAGUAGCUAUGAUGAUAGCAUUCACUUCCAGAAUCAGUCCAAAAAUGGUUUACUGUUUGUAUUUGGUCUUUCGGGGAGAAGAGUGGACUGAAAUCUUUCAGUUUUAAAAUCCUUCAUGUGGAGUGGACAAAACUAACACUUUUUCUUCCUGCCGUUCAGGAAAACAACUGUUGUCUGUCAGCGUGAGACAUGUUGGUGCAUGUAUUAUAAAUGUAGGUAUAUAAUAUAUUGUGAAAUACUUUGUUGCAGUUAUAGGGGAUAACCAGAAUGCUUUUGUACAUCUGUAUUUAUUGUUUCAGUCAACUGAUAAAUAUAGAUAUAUAUAUAUAGAUAUAUUACGAAAAUUUGGAUUGUGUAUCUUAACCAGAAAAAUCCUUUACCUUUGAAAAAUGAAGAUAUUAGGGGGCACUUUAAAUUGGCAAAGACCUUUUUGGGUAGUUGGCGACGGGUAUACAGCACUGACAGGUUAUGCCGGUCUCUGUACAUUGUCAGUUGAUUGAAAACUACAGACACAAACUACCAAAACAUUCUGGUUGUAAUACUACUGAGAUUUAGGUCUAUACAUAGAAAAAAUGCUGUACAGUGGUGCUGGAGUGAAAUAUAUUUGGACAAUAGAAAAGGGUUAAGAAGCGAGUGUAUGGAAUUAAAAUGCCCAACAAUUCACUUGCCCUUUAGUAGUUCUGUGCUCGCUCAGGAGUCAAUCCCAUUGAACACAGGACUUCCCUCUGCAUAAAAGCCUAGGAUCCAGCUGUAAGGCUGCAAUCUAGUCAUGCAGGUAGGGAGUGACUUUUAAAGACCCCAGUGGAGUCUACUUUGGCCAACUCAAGUUCUACAUAAAACAAAUAUCCUGUGUUCUGGGCUGCUUUUCUUUCUUUAUUUUCUUUUUUUUUUUUGAACUUGUAGCCUGUCAUCUUCCUUUGAAAGCAUUCUGGAUGAGCUGAAGCAUAUCUGGCUGCAAAUUUAAUUCAGUUUGGUUGACAUAUGGCAUUGCCAAUGUGUCAGUUCAGAUGUGGCAUGUAUACUUUGCAGGUUAAGGUUUAAUAUAAGUGUACAUGCAAAUACUACCCUUAUUUUUACAGUUGCUUACAAAAAGGGAGGCAUUGCUUAAGCAUUCAUCAAUUAAGUACCUGGAAGUCAGCACAGAGCAAAAGGCACAGUCCACCCCGAAAGGGGAGAUAUGACUUAAUUAAUGCAGUAAACUUCUCAACGCUUUGGUAAAGUAUUUUUACCAGAUUAUUUCCUUGGGUGAGGAAUUCCUAGAUCUGAAACACUAAGUACAAUAUACACAGUGCAAUGUACAAAACGCAGGUGGUAAAACUCUAAAUAUUGACUACUAAGAGGCAUUUAUCAUAAACUUCAUAUCAUGAAUGCUGUGAAGGAAGACUUUUUUUCUGUACUUUAAACAUAUUGGUUAGUUUGAAGAGAAUUGUGUCAAAAUUGGUGUGAGAAGUAUUGCAGUUUCAUCCAAACAUUUUGAAGUGUUAAGAUAUGGGAAGUUACUUAUUGGACUUAAGUGUUCAAACCGACUGUUGGCCCUGACCCAUUUGUAUGAUGAAGAAAAAUGUUUUCCAUUAGGAAACAUGUUGUCCUUAAAAAUAUAUAAAAGAAAAUGCAGACAUACUUGCCUUGGUACAACUUGGACCAAAAGUUUUAAAAGCAGAAAAAGUUUGGUGCUGUCACCUGAUGCUGAAUCUACUUUGGUUUCCUCUUCCUUCAAUGUGCCCUGGGCUUAGUCAUCCUGUUGUGGAAUACUUUACUUAAGCAAUAAGAAUAUACCAUUGUGUGCAUUUUUCAAGCACUGCUGUUGGGAGGCACCUUUUUGUAUCUUUUGAAGUGUUCAGAGUUUUUGUUUCUUCUAUUUUUGUGCUUAUAAAGUGUCCUUAACCAUUUGCAUUACAGCAUUUUAGCAUGUUUAAUGUGAUCUUGCUAAUGCCUUACACCAAGAAUGCGUUUGUUUUUUUAUAUCGGUAAUGCAUUUGGUGCUGACUUUGUUGUUCCUGCUGCUGCUUGGACCACGUGACACACAAAGCAAACACUUCACUUAAGUAAUGUGAAGUGUGGCCGCCUAGCAGCCAGGUGCUCAGGCCAGGAAUGGUAGACGUACACAGGACGGCCCUGGAGCAGAUACAUUUGUCCAAUGGCUCACUUCCCUUGCACACACACAUUUUAAUGUUGAACAUGUGUCUUGGGUAAUCUAUAGUUCUGCCAUGUUGACAAAACUGGCCAGUACCUGCUUAAGAUCCAAAAUCACUUGCAGUGACCUAACUGGUUUGGAACAUGAAUAUCUGUGUCCCGCUAAGCAUGGUUCUCUGACACGGCUUUUGCCCCAACAAGCAAAAAGCAACAGCAGAGUCAGAAAGGUGUCUUCUGUGCUAUCUUCCUCUGUGACUUCCCAGACUUUCCCUGGUUUCCCAAAAUUUCCCGGUGAGUUUAUAUUUCAAUAUUUCUUUAUUCCACCAAUACACCCUGGUACUGAUUGAUAAUGUAUUAUUUUUCUCAAUGUCUUUCUUCUGUUAACCUUGCUUUAAAGACUACCAAUGGCCUGUAAUGCUCAUGAGUGGCACUGAAAUAGUACAACGCACAUACACACUCAAAUCAUAAUCUUUGCAAAUCUCGAUAACAGGAUUGUUGUGGUAGCCUCUGACUCUAACUAAUGUAUCUCGACUACUAUGGUGCUUGCUGCCAUUUCUUUUCUGUGCCUCGGUUCUCUAUUUUGAAACACUAUUUAGUUAUUCAGACUAAUUCCCAAUUGAGUUUUCAGAUACUUCAAUGCCUCAUGGUUGCAAUUUUAUUCCAAACCUUGAAUGUUGUGAACUUGAUCCAGGGAACUAAGAUAUACUUUUUAACAAGCGUCACCUCAAAAUCACUAACAAGAAAACUAACAGUAUUUAAUUAGCACUAAAUGAGACCUGACAACUAGAAACCAGUAACAGCUGAAUUCAGCAACAUGAAGUACAAAUCCUACUUUUAUGCUUUUGUUUCAUUUUACUGAUUCCUAUGUUGACUAACAAAAUAUACAUCUGCGUAGCUUUUUUAAUAAAGAGUCAGAAAAGACACUACAGAUUGCUCUCAAAUAGUUUAUUUUAAGACGUUAAGUAGUAAAUGAGGUUUCAUUUGGAGAAAAGAACACAUAGUUAUAAGCUAGAGUACCGUGGCUCAAUAGAAAAUCAAACUUCUGAUUGUGUCCCUGCAUUUUGCAAAGACAUACAAUCAAAAUAUUUUUUCCACAGUGUUAUAAUUCUGGCUUGUUUUUAGCAGAGAUAUUAAGUAGAUGCUUCUGGGGUUCACUUAAACGUUUUUCUUCCCCCAAAGCUAAAAAUUGUGUUUAGAACAGAAUUGGAAAAGAAUCAAGUAGACAAUUGAAGAAUGGCAUUAAGUAGGGGGAUGAGUAUCAACCCCCUACUGCACUCAUCCCCUGGGCCUGCUAUUUAAUCACAGCACAUUUGCUUUUGGUAAUUACAUCCUAAUUUGUAAUUUAUCCCUUAGCAUAUACAGAAGCAAACUUCAUCCAAAGGUCAUUCCAUUUAAGAUAUGAAGCAGGCAUUAAAAACUACCCUAAGUCAGGAGAAUGCAUGUGUCCCUCUCUCUCAUAUACAUAUACACCCAAGUGUUGACAGUUUUAUUUAUUUUAUGAAAAAAAAAUACUGUAUGCACUCGAGGGGAGAACUCCUGUUAUCUUCCCCUCUCGCCUAAAACAUGAUGAAUCGGCACACUGGAGGAGGAGGUUCUCACUGGGAGAGGGGGCCAUUGGGGGCUAUAUUCUCCCCUAAGUAUAAGAAGUGUGCUAAUCCAAUUACAAAUAAAACAGGUAUUUAUAAUUUACAAUGUAAUGCAUACUGGACACUGUUAGGUACUAUGAUCCUUCCUCCUUCUUAGUUGUAUCUUCCUGACAUGCAGAAAGCACCCAUUCAGGGUAACCCUGUCAGUACAGUAGGAUGGUAGAAAUGUGUAUAACGUAGGUACUUCACACUGCUAUUGUCUGGUUGUGAAUUCCUUUCUUGUGGGAUUUCCUCACUGCCACACACUCUCCUUUGGAGGGGAGUAAGAACUGCCAUGAAGCACCUGCCUCGUACGCAACUUGCCUUACACCCUGUCAAUGGGGAAUGUAGGAAUAUUGCAGCAUUUCUAUAAUAAAGUAAAAAGCUAUCGAGGGAUGCAGUGAGCACAUGGCCAACCUCAGCAUCACUUUUUAGGGGCCCUUCAUACAUGUCCUCCUCAAGCUUCAAUAGGACAGGCCCAAAAUAUUUGGGAUUCUCUUUGUGGACCAAAGAAAAACAAGAUAGCGGAGGCAGUUCUCUUACAGCACCUAAGUUGCAGCCUUAUCACAGGCACAGGCCAUAAUACAAAACACAAAUACAAAUCAUGUGUGUUGCCUUUGUUUGAAUGUGGAAGGUCUCCUGUAAAAUUACCUAUUACUCACUUUGUGCUGCAGCUUAUUAUACUACCCACUAAGUAUGUACUUCACCUUCAGAAAAUGGAAGGAGUCAUUUGUCUGCUUUUUCCUGCUUUACAUAUUUUGUAAUUGUAAAUGUUAGGAUUGUAAAUUGUGGGAAAGAACAUUGGCGUUGUUUCUCAGCCAUUGGGAAAAGUCAAUGGUGGUGAUCCUUGUAACUGAAUUUACACAUGUGCAACACCCAUGUGGCAGCAAUGAUUUUUGUCCGUGCAACGGAUUUGUGCUAAAGUGCUGUAAAUACAUUAAUGUUUACUGCUUUCCAGGGGAAAAAUAUUGCACAUUAUCUUUGAAUGGGACUGCCUUCCCCAUCUCCUUUCCCUUUAAGAAAGAAAGCAAAGUUCAUUGCAAGUGAUAACUUAUGGUUGAGAAGAGGUUUGUUCUAUAUAAAUAUUCUAUAAAUAUGUAUAAAUAUACUUUUUUAAAGCAUGGGAGAAUACAAAAUGCGUUCAUGACAAAGUACUCAGAAAUCAUUAUACAAUGGAAUAUGCACACCUUAAUAAAGAUAUAGUUACAUUUA